GUGUCUGUGUUUAGAUUUCCGGACAUGUGUAAUGUAAUGUAAUAUAAGACAAAAAAUGAGACUCACAAUAAAGCUCUCUUGAUUCAUUUUACAUGGACAGACAAAUCUUAAGGAAGGUAAACUGGAAAUCAUUUAAAAGAAAGCCUGAUUUAUAUUCAUCACAUCCAAAGCUUUAAUCCUUACAUGUGAUCCAGGUUACACAAUAACAAUAAAUCAGUCAGAAGUGGUUGUUGGAUCAAGUAAGAAACGUUUUCCAUUGACGAGGGAACAAUUUUGGUUGAAUUUCCAUGAUGGAUCUUAGCAACAUAUGCGUGCAGUCGGCGCGUGAGAAGUGCAUUUUAUUAUGUACAACAACCUGACAGAUCCAGAGGCAUCCAUAGGGGCGUUCUUUUUGCCAAGAAAUCUGUCUUACACAGAAUCAAGUUAUCUGGAUUGUUACAGUGUUAGUAGCAAUUUUGUGUACAACCCAAGAGUCGAUAGAGAACUGUACUUCAAUGCAGAAGUUGAAGCUGCAAAACAUGUCUUAGAGCGUUGUUCUAAAUUACUGCGUCUAUCGGUGAGCAUGAAUGCUGAAGAAGAUAUUGAUUUCGUUCCGAACGGCAGUGAUAAUGUCAAUGAACUCAUUGUGAACCAAAAAUCAGAUCUUGAUGACGAUGCUUUACUUUUUGCGAAAGAUAUGGAUGAUUUGAAUUCUGUAGGAUCUUCUACGGGAAAAUCAAGUGUCAGCGAUGAUGCUAAUGACGAUGCCUACAGUCCUGAAUCGAAUGACCUUGCAGGGACAUCUCAAGGAUGUGGGGGCUCGUUAGAGGAUGCUGUCGCGGAAGCUAUGCAGGUAAAAAUGCAUUCAGAUAGGCUUAAAAAAUGCUCGCCACCUCCUUUUGUUUUUACGGAUAUGUCAUUUACUCCAUCAUCGGACGACGAUGACGCGGAGGCGGAUGUCGCUGAGAACAAAACGGAAAGCUCAUUGAAAAAAGACAAGUCAUUCGGAUCCCAGAAAUCACUGUAUGAAGAAAAUGAGUUUAACAUUGAUAAAGCGGAGCUUAGAAAAUCUUCGUCACUGAAGGCAAAAAAGACUCCGCCGGGCACGCCCAGUCGUAAGAAGAUGGUCCGCUUUGCUGAUGCUCUGGGUUUGGACCUAGAGGACGUUCGUCACGUGUUAAAUGCCGAAAAUCCACCAAAAAUACCGGCAUCAGCAAUGGCCGAUCUAAAGGUCGGUGUUGAAACUGAGAGAAAGGAUUUUGGAAAGAGAUUUCUACAUGCUUGUUUCCAGCAACCUGGUGCUUCAGAAAACUUUUUACAAAAGGUUCUGGCACAGAAAGUUUGUUUAGAAAACGCAAUCGUCACAGACCUGACGAUAACGGGGGUAGUGAGAGUAGCCAAUAUUGGCUUUCACAAGGUUGUACGGGUAAGAUACACAUACAAUGCCUGGGUAUCAUAUCAUGAUAUCAUGGCAUCUUACGUUCAGAAUUCUUGUGACGGUCCUACAGACAGAUUUUCAUUCAGCAUAUGCGCACCUGCCGAUUUAGGUGUAAGUUCCAAACUUGAAUUUGCUCUCUCCUACACUGUCGGCGAUAUAGUAUACUGGGAUAAUAAUGAAGGAAACAAUUAUGUUUUUGAAUGUUUUGCAAAAACAACACCAACUGAAUCUAGAGAUUCGUGGUUGCAUUUCCUUUAGUAGCAUUUAAUGCUGUUAUUUAGAAAUCAUUGUUAGUUAUCGAGAGGAUUCCUGAUUACUAUUUAAUAAUUUUUUUUUCUGGAUUCGACCUUUUUAAAAAAUGGCAUACCAAACGAGAGUUUCUACACUGAUACAUUUUUCACAUUAUUUGAUGCUAGUGCUGGUAUAUCAAACGGUCAUGUUUGAAAAUCCUUAGACCCCUAUCAUUGUAUGAUUCAGUGAUAGCGUAUUGAUUAACAUAGUAUAAUAUUCAAAGUCAUGCAUAGCCUAAUUAUAGUUUUGGGAAUCCUUUCUACACUCUUGUAUAAUAGAAAGUCUGUAGUGCUGGAUAUUUGAAAUCGUACAUUUUUUUUUCCAUUCCCGGUGUGUUUUAAAAACAUACACAAUAAUUGCAUGGUGCAUUAUUUAUGUGUUGUAGCAUAUACAUAUAUCUAAUAUAUUUAUGUGUAAAGGAAAAUAUUUUUUUUUUCAAAUUUAUUUAUACCGUCACAUGACCUCCAGGUUUCGAUAUAACGCCAUUAAGGGUAACGACAAUAAGUUGAAUCUCCUGUAGUUUAAGGAACGGGCAUUACGCAUUAUCAGGUAGAUAUGACGAAAUAUCAUUGAAGCGUGCCGUUGACCCUGCUAUUGGGAACUGCACUUCCUCAUGAUUGUGCAGUUUGUGCCAGCUGUCAUAUCGAAUGUGCUCUAAGGAGCAUUAUUUCGUCUGUUAAUCGGUUGUCUUGUAGCGGCAGCUUUUCACCCGAAGCUCCAAUAUCAUGGACAUUUUAUGAUUGCAGUGAGAAAUGCAUAUAGUGGUCAAUAUACCUAAGUGGUGGUCGUCGCCUUAGAUAUUUGAGAGGAAAGUCACGUAUACCCGUGUCUUUUAUUGCUGAUUUGGGGAUAACCUGAACCGAAUAGUUUCGUGCAAAUGCAUUUAAAUCCCUUUAUUUGGCAGUCAUUCAUAAAAUCUGGCUUUGAAUUUGAUUUAUAGUGCAAUCUCUCACUCAAAAACAUGCCAAUUUCAGAGGUAAUUCUAUUGUCAAGGUUAACUUUUGUACAACGUAAACAACAUUUUUGUAGACAUCUUUGUCCUGAUACUGGGGCAAACGCCGCAAGUCGUAACCGUUAUAAUAGAUGCAAAAACAGAGAGACAAUCCGAAGAGAGUUUUUUUGGCACCUAAAAUCAAAGCAUAGCAUAAUAGUAUUACGGUGUCAAACUUUUAUGCAAUAAACUAAUAUUUUCCCUUUAUCUGAGUACAUAAUAUGACAAUAAUUGAUAUAGUAUAACUAUAUAAAUCUCUAUGUAUGUGCAGCUGUAAUAUUUUAUGCAAUAAUUUUGUUGUCUUAGUUAUGCUACAAGCUAAUUUUGUUGAGAAGUAUCAUUGUCGUUAUGAAUCCAUCGCUUUUAAAUUUGUUGUAUUGCUUUAAGCUGAAUUAUUUCGAGAAGUAUUAUUGCCUUUAUAAAUUCAUGUAUUUUCCUCUCUUCAAAUCAAACUUGGAUGUAAUAAUACUUUCAGCAUAAUCUGUACAUUGUUUGACUGGAGGAACGGUCGAUGAAGAGUAACACCCCUUGCGGUUUCGGUUUUUCCGGAUAUACAAGGGAUGAUAUCUAAUAUGUUGUUAUAUUUUAAGUCUUUUUAUUUUCUUAAAUUGUGUAUUGAAAGUUAGAUACAUAUAUUCUCUUUUUUUGUUAAUGGUUAAAUAAUUAUUCUAAUCGUUAUCUCACGACGCCAUUAGUAUGGAUUGAGAUAAAGUUGUUCUGUUUUAAUAAUCGUGAUAUUGUACAUGUAUUAUCAUUUGUUGCGUUUGAUCAUGCUGAAAUGCAUUAAAAAUGAUCUCUUUG
Molecule: messenger RNA, 3500 nt
Organism: Saccostrea cuccullata (small rock oyster)
Lineage: Eukaryota; Metazoa; Mollusca; Bivalvia; Ostreida; Ostreidae
Product: glycogen-binding subunit 76A-like
Exons: 3
Coding region: 344-1675 (443 amino acids)
Biological process (GO): regulation of glycogen biosynthetic process
Cellular component (GO): protein phosphatase type 1 complex
Molecular function (GO): glycogen binding; protein phosphatase 1 binding
Source: RefSeq, a predicted model, not a curated record